GUUGUUGUAUUUGAAGUCUUGCUCCCAUAGUGACUGUCUCAGGCUUACCUGUGUUAUUGUUUUGUUUUUUUUCCUUAUUUUUUAUGAACUGGCUUCUCAAUGGAUUGGAUGAUCAAUAGAUAAUAGCAAAGCAGGGAAGAGGAGAUGAAAGAGGAGUCAUUAGGAUUAAUUAUUGGGGUUUCCAUUGGUGUGGUUAUUGGAAUUGUUCUGGCAAUUUUUGCAUUCAUCUGCCAUAGGUACCAUAGGAAGCGUUCACAGAUAGGCAAUAGCAGUUCUAGAAGGGCUGCUACCUUACCCAUUCGAACAAAUGGUGCUGAUUCUUGUACUAUUCUAUCAGACUCAACCAUAGGUCCAGAAUCACCCAUAAAGUCAGGGAGGAAUGGCAUGCCCUUUUGGCUUGAUGGGUUUAAGAAGAGUAGCAUGAUCCCAGCAUCUGGACUACCAGAAUAUGCAUACAAGGAUUUGCAGAAGGCAACACAUAAUUUUACCACAAUCAUAGGACAAGGUGCAUUUGGUCCUGUUUAUAAAGCUCAGAUGUCUACUGGUGAGACUGUUGCAGUAAAGGUUCUUGCAACUAAUUCUAAGCAAGGGGAAAAAGAAUUUCACACAGAGGUUAUGUUGUUGGGUAGGUUACACCAUAGAAAUCUGGUGAAUUUAGUUGGAUAUUGUGCAGAAAAGGGGCAACAUAUGCUUGUAUAUGUCUACAUGAGCAAGGGUAGCUUGGCUUCCCACUUGUAUAGUGCUGUGAAUGAAGCACUGUCCUGGAAUUUGAGGGUUCACGUAGCCUUAGAUGUAGCAAGAGGCUUGGAGUACCUUCAUGAUGGGGCAGUUCCUCCUGUUAUCCAUAGAGAUAUCAAAUCUUCCAAUAUUCUGUUGGACCAAUCUAUGCGAGCCAGGGUUGCUGAUUUUGGACUUUCAAGAGAGGAGAUGGUGGAUAAACAUGCAGCUAUUCGAGGUACAUUUGGUUAUCUUGAUCCAGAGUAUGUAUCUUCAGGGACGUUCACAAAGAAAAGUGAUGUAUACAGUUUUGGGGUGUUGCUCUUUGAAAUUAUAGCUGGCAGAAACCCCCAGCAGGGUCUUAUGGAAUACGUUGAGCUUGCCGCAAUGAAUAUCGAUGGAAAAGAUGGGUGGGAGGAAAUUGUGGAUUCUCGCCUUGAUGGAAACUUUGAUGUAAAAGAACUCAAUGAAGUGGCAUCCCUUGCCUACAAAUGCAUCAAUCAUGCCCCAAGAAAACGCCCUUCUAUGAGGGACAUAGUUCAAGUGUUAACAAGGAUCCUUAAGUCAAGUCACCAUGGAAAUCAUCACAAGAACUCCUUAUCAGCUUUAACAGAUGAAGUUUACAUUGAUGCUGAUCAGCCAGAGACCAAGAUUUCUGCUACUGACCAUAGAAGAGAAGAAUCUAUGGAUAAUACAUUUAACAUUUAUGAUCUUUGA
Molecule: messenger RNA, 1434 nt
Organism: Abrus precatorius (Indian licorice)
Lineage: Eukaryota; Viridiplantae; Streptophyta; Magnoliopsida; Fabales; Fabaceae
Product: calcium/calmodulin-regulated receptor-like kinase 1
Exons: 9
Coding region: 145-1434 (429 amino acids)
Biological process (GO): protein phosphorylation
Molecular function (GO): protein kinase activity; ATP binding
Source: RefSeq, a predicted model, not a curated record